Molecule: messenger RNA, 9321 nt
Organism: Phacochoerus africanus (Common warthog)
Lineage: Eukaryota; Metazoa; Chordata; Mammalia; Artiodactyla; Suidae
Gene: ZHX3
Product: zinc fingers and homeoboxes 3
Exons: 4
Coding region: 621-3485 (954 amino acids)
Biological process (GO): regulation of transcription by RNA polymerase II
Cellular component (GO): nucleus
Molecular function (GO): DNA binding; DNA-binding transcription factor activity, RNA polymerase II-specific
Source: RefSeq, a predicted model, not a curated record
GUCUCCGCCUGUCAGCCCCCUGUGUCUGCGCGGGCUACUCCCGCCACGCCUGGACCCCAGCCCUCCCCGCACUGUCCGCCACCCCCUCCCGCCCGUUGCCCCGGGUCUUUCUGUCAGCAGCCAGCACCCCCUGGCUGGGAGGCUCCGCCCCUUCCCCCCGAAGCCCCGCCCUCCGCCUCAUCUGUCAUCACCCCCCCCCCCCCACUAGCUACAGGCUCCAGCGCCCUGGAGGCGUGAGGGUGCCGCGGCUCCCGGGGGUCCUAGUAUCCCCUACCGGACGCUCAGUUGCAACGAGAGGGUUGUGGCGGGGCAGUGAGUGUCCGUCGAUGCCCGCCAGACCAUGUGAGGGACUGGAUUGCAGCUGCAGAAGCAACAGCAAGUGAACCUUUAAAGAUGCACAUGGGGCUGCAUAAAGAGAAGAGAGAAACUGAAGAGACCAAGGAAGUGAGGACAAAGUAUAUUUCCUGGGUUUGACAGGAAAAACUUGCUUUCUGCAAACAACCGAAAACACCGCCCUUGGAAGUUGUUUCUUUGGCCCUCAUGGAGCAGCUGGAACCUGUGCUGUGAGGCCUCCAACGGGACGAGCUGUCGCCCACUGACCACUUAGCGCCGUUGUCACCAUGGCCAGCAAGAGGAAGUCCACAACCCCGUGCAUGAUCCCUGUGAAGACUGUGGUGCUGCAGGACGCCAGCACCGAGGCUCCACCCGCAGAGGCUGUGCCCGAGGGGCCCCCGCCAGAGCCGGCCCCGGAAGCACCAGCCACUGGCAGCGAGGCCGCCCAGGGUGCCAACAGUCCUGAUGGCGCCACGCUGGCCAAUGGGCACCGGAGCACCUUGGAUGGCUACUCGUUUGCCUGUAAAUACUGUGACUUCAGAUCCCAGGACAUAACCCAGUUUGUGGGACAUCUGAACUCAGAGCACACAGACUUUAACAAAGACCCAACUUUUGUAUGCACCGAAUGCAGUUUUCUGGCAAAAACCCCCGAAGGGCUUUCUCUGCACAAUGCCAAGUGCCACUCGGGGGAAGCCAGCUUUGUGUGGAAUGUGGCCAAGCCAGACAAUCAUGCAAUCGUGGAGCAGAGCCUCCCCGAGAACAGCAGCCCUCCCGACCCCCUGGGGGAGCCCAACGUGGAAGGGACUGAUGGACAGGCUGAAAUCAUCAUCACCAAAACUCCAAUCAUGAAGAUAAUGAAAGGCAAAGCUGAAGCCAAAAAAAUUCACACGCUCAAGGAGAACGUCCCCAGUCAGCCCACAGGGGAGGCCUUAUCAAACCCUUCUGCUGGGGACACGGAGGUGAAAGAGGGGGACCAAGCCUUUGUCAACGGGGCGGCCCCCGUCAGCCAGGCCUCUACCAACUCUGCAAAACCCCCCCACGUGGCCAACGGGCCCCUGCUGGGGACGGUGCCGGUGCUGCCUGCAGGCAUCGCCCAGUUUCUCUCCCUCCAGCAGCCGGCCCCGCACACCCAGCACCAUGCCCACCAGCCCCUGCCCACGGCCAAGUCCCUGCCCAAGGUGAUGAUCCCCCUGAGCAGCAUCCCCACGUACAACGCGGCCAUGGACUCCAACAGCUUCCUGAAGAACUCUUUCCACAAGUUCCCCUACCCAACCAAAGCCGAGCUCUGCUACCUGACUGUGGUCACCAAGUACCCAGAAGAGCAGCUCAAGAUCUGGUUCACCGCCCAGAGGCUGAAGCAGGGGAUCAGCUGGUCCCCGGAGGAGAUUGAGGAUGCCCGGAAAAAGAUGUUCAACACGGUCAUCCAGUCUGUCCCUCAGCCCACGAUCACCGUCCUCAACACCCCGCUGGUCGCCAGUGCCGGCAACGUCCAACAUCUCAUCCAGGCCGCUCUGCCGGGCCACGUGGUGGGCCAGCCAGAGGGCACAGCCGGGGGCCUUCUGGUCACUCAGCCACUGAUGGCCAAUGGGUUGCAGGCACCUAGCUCGUCCCUCCCGCUGGCAGUCACGUCUGUCCCCAAGCCGCCCUCUGUUGCGCCCAUCAACACUGUGUGUUCAAAUACAACAUCAGCCGUGAAGGUGGUGAACGCGGCCCAGUCCCUCCUCACAGCGUGCCCCAGCAUCACCUCCCAGGCCUUCCUCGAUGCCAGCAUCUACAAAAACAAGAAAUCGCAUGAACAGCUGUCAGCUCUGAAAGGGAGCUUCUGCCGGAACCAGUUCCCAGGACAGAGCGAAGUUGAGCACCUGACCAAAGUGACCGGCCUCAGCACCAGAGAGGUGCGGAAGUGGUUCAGUGACCGCAGGUACCACUGCCGGAACCUGAAAGGCUCCAGGGCCGGGCUGCCUGGAGAGCACGGCUCCCUCCUCGUCGACUCCGGGCCGGAGGUGCCCUUCUCCCCAUCGUCCAAGGCCCCAGAGGUGACCUGCAUCCCGACAGCGGCCACCCUGGCCACCCCCCCUUCUGCCAAGAGACAGUCCUGGCACCAGACCCCCGAUUUCACACCAACCAAAUACAAGGAGCGAGCCCCUGAGCAGAUCAGAGCCCUGGAGAGCAGUUUUGCACAAAACCCCCUUCCUCUCGAUGAGGAACUAGACCGCCUCAGGACCGAGACCAAAAUGACCCGCAGAGAGAUUGAUGGCUGGUUUUCAGAGAGACGGAAAAAGGUGAGCGCCGAAGAGGCCAAGAAGGCUGAGGAGGGCGCCUCCCAGGGGGAGGAGGAGGCCGCCGAGGAGCAGGGGGAGGAGGGCUCGGCCGGUGACCUGAAGGUCCCGGGUGAAAGUGGCUCCCCAGAAGUGCUCGGCAGCCACUCGCUGGCAGAACGCAAAGUCAGCCCCAUCAAAAUCAAUCUCAAGAACCUGCGGGUCACAGAGGCCAAUGGCAAGAGCGAGCUUCUGGGGCUGGGUGCCUGCGAGCCCGAGGACGACGUGCCCAGCAAGCUGGCUGAGCAGCCCUCGGGCAAGGUGAGCUGCAAGAAGACAGCCCAGCAGCGGCACCUGCUGCGGCAGCUCUUCGUGCAGACGCAGUGGCCCAGCAACCAGGACUAUGACUCCAUCAUGGCCCAGACGGGCCUGCCGCGGCCCGAGGUGGUGCGCUGGUUCGGGGAUAGCAGGUACGCCCUGAAGAAUGGCCAGCUCAAGUGGUACGAAGACUAUAAGCGGGGCAACUUCCCCCCCGGGCUGCUGGUCAUCGCCCCAAGCAACCGGGAGCUGCUGCAAGACUAUUAUGUGACCCACAAGAUGCUGUACGAGGAGGACCUGCAGGGCCUCUGCGACAAGACCCAGAUGAGCGCCCAGCAGGUCAAGCAGUGGUUUGCUGAGAAGAUGGGCGAGGAGACCCGGGCCGUGGCCGACACGGCCAGUGAGAGCCAGGGUCCCGGCGCUGGCAACCCUGCGAUGGUCCACAGAGGGAUGGGUGACACCUAUUUGGAGGUGUCCGAAAACAGUGAGUCGUGGGAGCCCGGUGCCCCUGAGGCCAGCUCUGAACCCUUUGACACACCAAGUCCCCAAGCUGGACCUCAGCUGGAAACAGACUGAAGGGGAGCCGGUGGCCGUGAAGGACUGGCCAGUCUUGGAGGCUGCCUGCCGCGUGGAAGGGCCAGGCCCGACUCUCUGCUGCCACAGGCCAUUGCCUCACCCAGCCACCAGCCUGCGUGGGGCUCCCUGAGGCCUCCACGCAGCCCGAGCCCGUGUCACCUGGGCUGCCACCGCCCAGCCAGCGGGGAGAAGCAUCGUCAGUUCUUCCGCCCACAAUGUAGGACCUUUCCUUUGCCUUCCAGUGGAUAAAUAGUUCAGAUUUCAUAUUCAUAGACACAGAAUCAAGUUUUUAACAUAUAAAUCUGCCUAUACACAUUUAAUAAGACAUCAGAUUGUAAACACUCUCAUCACAUAGAAACUUCGGUUAGCAAAGCAGUGGAUGGUCUUGGCCAUCAUCUCUGGAAAGGCCCCGAGUCUGUUCUCUGGAGGCCAUGGGGCCGUGUGUUCCUGCACUGUCCUCGCUGGGGUGGGGCUUACCACAUGCUCAGAACCACACCUGCAACCUUUGGGGGCCCCCUUUUGCUCCUCAAGGAAGGCAGCACCUUCGGAGAGAUCUCUGCUGCCCUAAGCGGUGACCAGCAGCGUUUGAUAGCAGCCUCGCUGUGGCCUAGGGGUAGUCAGUGCAGAACCCGCAGUUUAAAACACGGACCGGCUGUGUGAUUAGUGUUUGAUGCUCACCACUCUCUUAAGUUGUUACAGUAACUCUGCUUUUUCAUGGCAGUUUGAAUCAUGGACCAUAAUCAUCAAUCAGAUCAGCUAAAGAAACAGUUGCUAUUAAGCUGAAUGUACUGAGCUAUGCGCCACUUUUUUUUUUUUUUUCCCCUUCAAUCUAGGUGUGUUGAAAGUGAGAGGAAAAUGGACAAAACAGGGGUAGGGGCUGAGAGUGAAAGCGCCCAGCCAGAGCUGUGGCUCUGGCCACUGGGGCUUUCGCAGCCCCCAGCCACACUCACCUCAAAGCCACCUCUGGUUUGGGAAGGAAGACCCUUGCUCGCCUGGUUAGAGCGAGAGCUGGCAGGAUUUGGGGACCUGUCGGAACUCAGAGCUGGGAUGGUCUGCAGCACGAAGGCCUGCGUGCGGGGCUCCAAGCAGGACACGCGGGGGGUGUGCUGGACACCGCUGGACUGGUCCUGUGAGGUUGUUUUCAAGUUCUGUAUUUAUCUCCCCAAGCUCGGAAACAAGAUCUCUGUCUCCUCUGGCCUAACUCUCAUAUCCGUUUUUUUAACUGAGAAAAAUCACAGGAAAAGGUGCCUUUGAAACACUGGGAAACUGGCUUACGAGCUGUGCUAGAUGGUAAAUCCCUGUCACCCCAAGACCGGCUGCUCUGAGAGCAGCUGCUCAAGAGGGGCUGAUAAAGGAUGCAUCGCCUCCCAGAAACCACCUGCUUCCAAGUGCCAGGGCCUCUGGGGCGUGUUCCUCCCAGGCCCAGGCUGGUGGGCUGCACAAGAGACCCCAGAGGAGGCAAGAAAUCCCCAGGCGAGUGAGGCACGGUCCCUCUCCCCGCUCCCAGGAACUGCACCGGGCAGGGCGCCUGGCGGGCUUGGCUCUGAGCGCAGAGAUGGUGGUCGCACCUCCUGCCUCCGGGAGAGGCUUUCUUGGGAAGCCAGAAGCCCUUGAAUGGUUCCACAUUGUUCUUCCAAAGUGUCUUCUGCUCACCCUGAGGCCCAGCAAGGACCACCUCCUCUUUGUUUCCAACAGGUGACUUGUGAGUGCUUGGCAGGUUUUGCAGCCUGCUUUUGUAUCCUUUCCAUUUUCAGUGGGAGGCUAUUGAGCCCCAAGGCCUCUUCAGAGUUGCCAGGAGUGGCGGCAAGUGAUUGCCUUCCCUGAGAGAACAGACACCUGGAAUUUUUCCUGUAGUGAUUGUGUACAUGCAGACUGAUCUACAUACACGUCUACAGUGCAGACACUCGCUUGAUACUUUCCUUGUGAAAGUUGCCCCUGAGGAGCACACUCGAGGCCCUCAGUGGCACGUGGGUGUUGGGGAAAGUAGUCUGUGUUGAAGGGAAGCCUGGUCUGCCUGGCCCUGCAGGAAACCAUCUCCGCCCCUGCCGGGUCACUCCCAGAGCCCUGCGUGCCCUCGCCGAGGGGCUGUGUCUUUAGAGAGGAUGUUCCUGGUUAUUUUAUUUGUAUUCACAUUAUUUACAACUCGAACAGCAAAGCAGAAAAAAUAAAUUGCAUGGUGGACAAGUUCAUGCAGGACAUAGCGACUCAACCUUGGCCCCAGCUCAUCCUAAGAAGGCAGAAAAGUCACAGUGCUGCCCAUGGGCAGGCUUUCCUCACAGAUGCCCUGCCUGAGAGCUAGGCCAUCCCCCAGUGGCAUGACUGUCCAGGUAAGGAGCCUGCAGGCUGGACAGACCCUCCUCCUUCCCGUGCUCUCGGACCCAAGCGAAUAAGUGGGCUUUGGGCCUCAUGCUUGAAGGAAUCAGGUGAUCACAGGAGAUGGAGAAAAAUGGUUGGGUCAUCAAGCAGGUGUCUAAAGGGACGUUGCAACACAGCCAAGUGGACACAGGGACGUACCCACAGCGGCCAGAAUCGGGGGCACCGGAGCGAGGUGGGGAUGUGGGACGGCCACAGCCGGCCCUGUAGCCAGGCAGGUCGCCACAGGUCUGCAGCCCCCCGAGGGUUAAGCUGUGAUGUCGCCUUGGGCAGAGGGCAGGCUGUGGGCUGCGGAGUCGAGGAAGGGAGGGUGGUGGUCUCUCCCGAAGAAAAAGGCUUGUUUUAUAAGGUGACUAAUCUUCCCCCUUCUCUGUGUGCACUUGGACUCAUCAGAGAUGGUGAAAUAUGUCAGUGUUUCUUGUUGCCUGUGUCUUGUACAUGUUUGGCUUAUUAUUAUAUUUUUUACAUGGGUCGUAGAUCCAGUUUUAAUCGGUGAGCCAGAUCACCAUUCUGAUAAAGGAAACCUGGGUUUAUGACAAUAUACUUUGCAUACUUUGAUGACUUAUUUUCAUUCUUGACUGUUAAGGAGCUUUUUGACUUGGGAGAUGGACUCUUGUUUUCUAAAGUCUCGGGUUACUGAAGCGGAAAGCCUGGCUGGAGGACUCGUGGGCACCUUGGGGUGGGUGACCCUGUGCGACUUGAACUCCUUUCACAGCCAGGAGCCCAGCAGCUGUCCGGGUGGACCAAAGCCCCUUGAACCGAGGCCCUGCCUUGCUGUCUGGAAGCAAAAGUGGGAGGUGGGCAAGAGUGGGGAGGGCUCUUGCCAGCCCCCUCAUGUACUCAUGGCCCUGGGAGGCUGUCCCACCAGGAAGGUCCAGCGUGUUCUCCAGGCUGAAAUGUGGCUGCUGUGGGCUUUAUCCUACUCAGCCGCCCUAUGCCAGGCUGCCCGCCUCGGGGGCUGGCAUCAGCCUCUCGGUGCACAUCCUCCCCCACAGCUCCCUGCUCGUGCCACCCUGUCUUGGGCCCUUUGCCUCUUGUCUUCCCGUCGUCCUCUUGGACCAAAUUCCCUGGGUUAGAGCGGCUUUGUCCGUUCAAACAUCACAGCCCAAGUGGAUAAAGGCAUUUCGCAGGAGAGAGGAACCAGCCAAGAAGAAAAUCUUAAACAAACCAAACCUGGAGCUUGCGCUUUUCCUAAAGUUUUUUCUCUCCUUUUUCCUUGCUCAGACUCUCAUCUGGGGCAGGUUAUCAGUUUGACUCACCUUUUGUAUUACUCUUGAAGUCUCCUGUAUUCCAUUGAUGGGCAAGGCCAGAUGUGUGCCGGAGGAGAAAGCGUUUAGUCUUCUAGACAUGCAGAAGUGCCCUCGGCCAGCCCUCCCAGGCUGAAGCCAGCAGCUUGCCAGGGUCAGGAGAGCAGUAGGGCUCUGUCCUCCCCGUCCCCCUGGAGCCCCACCCCCACCUCCAGGCCUUCCCCAGGAGCACAGGCCCAGCCAGCCUUCCUGCCCAGGCUUUGGGGGGCCGUCUCCACAUGGCUGGGGGAGCACCUCCCCUCACAGAAGCUCCAACAGCUGAAAAGUGCGGAAUGUGGAUGGUGCCCUCCCUGAGUGAGGCUUGAGUCUGGGGUGCCCACCUUCCUGUUUUCUGUGGCCCAUUGAUGAGUAGCAGAGCUAUGUGACCUCUGGACAACGGGCUGGAUGCUGGUUUGGGCCGAGUGAGUGGAUGGUGGCAGCAGUGGUUUUGGUGCCGCUGGGCUUGCUGCCCAGCCCGACUCCAGGUCUAGGUGGACUUCUCGGGCAUUGGUAUGUCCCCAGUGUCACACUGGGGAUGGCGGCAGGUGGGUGGCCAGGGCUCGCUCGGGGGGAAGAACACAGCCUGCUCUUUGGUCCUUUAGUUCUGAGCUCCAUUCUGUGUCCUGCCUGUAAACCUGGCCCCUCCUUCGAGGGGACGCCCAGUCCUACAAGAGAUUGGAUACCUGAUAGCCUGGAUCCAGCAGGACCAACCAUCCUACUGCCCCGCAUUGUGGAGCGGGGCAGAGACCCGGAGCCAGGGUGCACGAGGCAGGUGCUGCUUCCCCUGCAGACAAGGAUGGCCAAGCCCCUGCUGCCUCCAUCCUCAAGUCUGUAUGUGGUUUGCUGGGUGGCGAGGCGUCACGGCGAAUGUGUAGUUACCGCUUUGCCCUUACAGGCCCCAGGCCUUCACAGCCCUCAGACCGGGGUCACCUUCCCUUGGGCUCGUGUCUGUCCUGCUGUCCACUUGUGGCAGAUGGCGAGCCAGGGACCUGAGGGGAGUCUGAGCAUCUAGCUGCCAUCACCAGGGCUUCUUCCUUCCAGAGCCUGGUUCUGCUGCACAUGUGCAGGGGCCCUCCAGUGCGUUGAUGGAAGGCGCUCCUUGGCUCCGGCUCUGACGUCUGUGCCUUUCCUUGGUAAGUGGAGGAUUCAAAGGCACCGGAUGGGACUGGAGCGGGAACGUCUAGGGCAAGGGCUGCUCAGGUGGCAGCGUGUAGAGAGCUCCGGGGACUUGGUUGUUCCGAGUCACCCCACAGUGAGGGCAGGCAUCCCCCACAUGGUGUCUCCUAGUCCUGUAAUUUGUGUUCACUUGUCCCUGGAUCCUGCCUGUCAGCUGUCAUGUCCCGCGGUUUGCUGCGCCUGUGGCCGGGAGAGCUAGUGCCACCCUCAGUGGAUGCAGCCUGGUUGGCAAGCUGCUGGGUGAUGCCAGGUGAUGCUGGGGGUGCAGGGAGAAGAGGUCGCCCCCAGGAGGUGGGUUCCCUCCCUGCUGCACCACUUUGUUGAGUGUGUCACGAGGGCUGGCUGCGCCGUGUGGCUAUUGAGAGAGCACUACCCCCCACCCCCAGCCUUGGUGCUGUCAGGAGGUUUUGUCUGCCGCGCUGGUUCCUGGUUUUCUGCCACCCAUUCACGGUCUGGUCCUCAGCACAGACCCUUUGUUUCCCAGGGAGGGUGGCUGUGGCAGGGAGGCUGGGGAGGGUGAGAACAACUUGCUCGCGGGCGCCUCCAUCCCCUGGAGACGCCAAAGCCAUGGAUCUUCUUGGUGCUAAGAGGCCACUGCCCUGUUUCUGUCUGUCCAGAGGGCUCUUCCUCCUUCCAUGGCCGGUAACUGAGUGUGAGACCAAACAGAGGCACAGGCACCCUUUGACUGUCACCAGGCCUGGGUGAACGGGGACUUUUCACCUUGGGGAGAUGUGGGUAAUGAGACGAGGGAGUUUGCCUCCGGCCCGAGGCUGUGCCGGGCAGGAGGAGUGGGCUGCCCUCUCCAGCUGCGUCUCCAGGCCUCACAAGGUCCCCUGUGGGGAUGCUGCUAUUUCUAUGAUGCAAAUUGCACAUUUCCUAGAUUUUGUAUCUAUGGAUUUGGAUAAGGGAGGGGAACAGGGACAAACUGCUUGUACAAUUUGAAAUGGGCCGAAAUGGUACUUUAAAUCUUUUGAUUGCUCCUAAAUAAAAACGUAAAUACA